Messenger RNA from Selaginella moellendorffii, 2409 nucleotides. Its product is annotated as probable 1-deoxy-D-xylulose-5-phosphate synthase, chloroplastic. NCBI's taxonomy places the organism in Eukaryota, Viridiplantae, Streptophyta, Lycopodiopsida, Selaginellales, Selaginellaceae. Gene Ontology annotation, biological process: terpenoid biosynthetic process. Gene Ontology annotation, molecular function: 1-deoxy-D-xylulose-5-phosphate synthase activity. The transcript has 10 exons. The record is from RefSeq and is a predicted model, not a curated record. The coding region runs from base 110 to 2299 and encodes 729 amino acids.
GGCUGAGAGCAUGGUGUUCCACUGACUCUUUCCGGGAUCUCCAUGCAAUCCAACUAGGGUUUUGGCGCAUCCGUGAAGGCGAGGGUUUUGGCGCAUCACGCGCGCGGCUAUGGCGCCCUCAGCAGCAGCUAUGGCGCUAGGAGGAGCGGAAUGUAGCACGAGCAGCGCCAACAGCAGCCGCCUUGUGGCCCGGCCGACGGAAUCCGGAUACCUACUGUCUCAAGCUCACACAAAUCUCCAGCGCAGGGGCUUCAAGCCCGCUUCUUUCAAGGCUCGGAGGUUUUUGGCUGUGGCAGCAUCAGCAGCAGCGUCGACGGGGCCCGGAGGAGAGUAUUUCGCGGAGAAGCCUCCCACGCCUUUGCUCGACACUAUAAACUACCCUUUGCAUAUGAAAAAUCUUAGCACCAAGGAUUUGCGACAAUUGGCAGAUGAGCUUCGAUCGGACAUCAUCUUCACUGUUUCGAAGACCGGCGGGCAUCUUGGAGCGAGUCUUGGAGUGAUUGAGCUCACUGUUGCUCUUCACCAUGUUUUCAACAUGCCAGAAGAUAAGAUUCUUUGGGACGUCGGCCAUCAGGCCUAUCCUCACAAAAUUCUUACAGGAAGAAGAUCGAGAAUGCACACCAUGCGGCAGACUAAUGGACUUUCUGGAUUUACAAAACGAUCAGAGAGCGAGUAUGACUCCUUUGGUGCCGGGCACAGCUCCACCAGUAUAUCCGCUGGCUUAGGCAUGGCUGUGGCCCGAGAUUUGAUGGGAAACAAGAAUCAUGUGAUAUCCGUGAUCGGAGACGGUGCAAUGACGGCGGGUCAAGCUUACGAGGCCAUGAACAACGCUGGUUACUUGGACUCGAAUAUGAUCGUUAUUCUAAAUGAUAACAAGCAAGUUUCUCUGCCAACGGCGACUUUGGACGGUCCAGCCCCACCGGUGGGAGCUUUGAGCAGCGCUCUCAGCAAAUUACAGUCAAGCAGACCUCUUCGUGAACUUCGUGAAGUUGCUAAGGGAGUGACUAAACAACUUGGAGGACAAAUGCAUGAACUCGCAGCAAAGGUCGACGAGUAUGCGCGUGGAAUGAUAAGUGGAUCGGGGUCUACUCUUUUCGAGGAGCUGGGACUUUACUACAUUGGACCUGUAGAUGGCCACAGCAUCGAAGACCUUGUUACAAUUCUCAAGGAGGUGAAAAACACGCGAACGACGGGUCCGGUAUUGAUUCACAUUGUCACGGAGAAGGGUCGUGGCUAUCCAUAUGCCGAGCGCGCAUCAGACAAGUACCAUGGUGUUGUUAAAUUCGAUCCGGCAACUGGGAAGCAAUUCAAAGGAAAGACUGCAACGCAAGCUUAUACCACGUACUUUGCAGAGGCCCUGAUUGCCGAAGCUGAAGUCGACAAUGGGAUCAUUGCCAUACACGCGGCUAUGGGUGGAGGAACGGGCCUCAAUAUGUUCCAGAAACGUUUCCCAGAUAGAUGUUUCGACGUCGGUAUUGCCGAGCAGCAUGCCGUGACUUUCGCUGCGGGGCUUGCCUGCGAAGGCCUAAAGCCAUUCUGUGCUAUCUAUUCAUCCUUUCUCCAGCGAGCUUACGACCAGGUUGUUCACGACGUUGAUCUCCAAAAGCUACCCGUGAGAUUUGCCAUGGACAGAGCGGGUCUAGUUGGAGCCGACGGUCCGACACAUUGUGGAGCAUUUGACGUAACUUACAUGGCUUGCCUGCCAAACAUGGUGGUCAUGGCGCCGUCGGACGAAGCCGAGCUUUUCCAUAUGGUCGCCACCGCCGCUGCUAUUGAUGAUCGUCCAAGCUGCUUUCGCUAUCCCAGAGGAAAUGGUAUCGGGGUGGUGCUUCCACCGGGAAACAAAGGCAUACCUCUCGAGGUUGGCAAGGGGAGGAUUCUUGUCGAAGGAUCUAAAGUCGCGCUGCUGGGCUAUGGAACGAUGGUACAGUCGUGUCUCGCCGCUCAAGCUCUUCUAGCGAGCUGUGGACUCCCGGCCACGGUCGCAGACGCGAGGUUUUGCAAGCCACUGGACCGCGACUUGAUCCGGCAGCUUGCGAGAGAACACGAGGUACUUAUCACGGUGGAGGAAGGAUCAAUCGGAGGAUUUGGCUCUCACGUAGCACAGUUCAUGGCUCUGGAUGGACUUCUCGACGGAACUUUGAAGUGGCGACCAUUGGUUCUUCCCGAUCGAUACAUCGACCAUGGUUCUCCAAACGAUCAAAUGACCGAGGCUGGAUUAACAGCAGCUCACAUUGCUGCGACCGCUCUAGACAUUAUGGGAAGAACAAGGGACGCUCUGGAGAUCAUGUCUCUAUAGUCUCUAUCUGGAGAGAUCAUAGUCUGUAUUUCUAAAGCUUGUAUUUGUAAUUGGUCCACAAACAUCAAUUCUAGAACGUCCUGCCAACUCACAAAUAUAUUUUCAUCGCA